Molecule: messenger RNA, 2611 nt
Organism: Anguilla anguilla (European eel)
Lineage: Eukaryota; Metazoa; Chordata; Actinopteri; Anguilliformes; Anguillidae
Exons: 2
Coding region: 143-796 (217 amino acids)
Source: RefSeq, a predicted model, not a curated record
UUCCAAUGUAUGGACAGUAGAAAAACAGGACUAAAUGUUACACUGAUCUCUGCAGUGAUUAUAAUGAAAGUUGGGUGUGCAUCAGCUGAAUCUGUGUGCUAUUCCCAGGAAGAAGAGACACAUCCAGCGCUCUGGAAGUAGAAUGAAGGACAGCAAAGGGAUCAUACUGACAGAUGGGACGGCCGCUCAAGAUGAGGAAUCGAUCUACGUCAACAAGACCAUGCUGUCGGGCGUGAGUGCGGUGGAAAAGGGGGACGAGGGCGCCCUGCACUAUGCCACUGUGGAUUUCUCCAAACUUCCCGGCACGGGUGGGGAACACGGAACGGGCAUCGUCCGGGGCACUUCCAAACAGACGUCCGACUACGCCGUGAUCCGACACAAAUCCAGGGAAGAGAGAGAAGGAGGAGAGGAAGAAGGUGAGGAGGCAAAGGAGGAGGUGGAGAAGGAGGGCCAGGCUGAGCUGGGCACAGAGAGGGAGUGGGCCGAGGCGGGGGGCAAGAAGGAGGAGGAGUCUCGGCCGAAUCUGAGCCCACAGGCCUUCGUCAACCCAGAGCCCACGGAGGAGGCCACCUACGGGAACAUCUGCCCCUCCAGGCCCACUAAGAGGGCACGGCAGGGACUGCAGCAGCCACCCGGGAACCCUGCUGCAGAGGAGGAGCAGGAGGAGCAGCGCCAGGAGGAGAACUCAGCAGGAGGCCAGGAGAACAUGUACGUGGAUGCCAUGAGCCCCCUGAUGGAGGGUAACAGAAAGGGAACAGAGGAGUGUGAGUACGCCGUGGUCAGGAAGCCAAAAUAAGUCACUAUGGAGAUAGGCCAACUCAUCACACCACGCUGCACUCUCAUAAUGCCAAGAUAUUGCUUUACAGCACGAUACAUAAUGUUUGUUAUUAUGCAGUACAGAUGUUACACUACGGUGUCAUACUGAAGUACAGUAACUUAUGGGGUCCCAAAUGCAACAUAAAGCUAUUAUUUUACCAUGCAUUUUCUUCUGCAUUUAACUGAAAUAUCCCUAUUUCUCUCAGAUUUAAUGGAAAAAGUCUUAAAUUUAUUGUCUUUGAAUUGACAGGUGUAAAUAUUUAAUGUGGUAUCCGGAAAUGAUAUAAAUGAGCUAAAUGUUUUAUUAAUAAGGGUUUUUUUUUAUUUUUACAUGCUAUAUCUAUAAAAAUUUAGCUAAAUCAUUUAAUUAAUUGUAUGAGAUAUUUAGCUAAAGAUUUUGCUUAACGUACAAAACCUUUUGUUAAAUGAACAAAUAUUUAAUUAAAUUUAAAAUAAAACAUUUUUUUGCAAAAUGAAUGUAACAUUGACUAAAUGUAUGAAACAUUUAGCUAAAUAUUUAGCUGAAUGUAUAACACCCUUUAAUGUACAAAACUUGUAGCUAAAUAUUUAACUAAAUGUAUAAAACAUUUAGCUAAACAUACGAGACUUUCAGCUGAAUGUAUAAAACAUGAAAUAUUAUAAGUAUGAAAUAUUUGCUGACUAUUUGAAACAUUUAUAAUGGUAUAAAACAUUUUGCUAAAUGUAUGCAACCUCUACAGCCCGCCUUACAGUGGUUUACCAAAAGAAACAUUCACCUUAUUGUGGACAAAUUUUGGGAAGUUAAUUUUUGUGAUGACUAAACACAACUAACUUUGCGUCAAGAGGUUCCCAGACGAGCCUCCGGUCUCUGGCUCUGGGUGUAACGGUGGUGGUGGUGGUGAACCCAAUAGCAUAGAAAGGCCGCUGGAGACUUGGAUGGAGUUGCAAAAAAAAUAGCAGAGACUUUAAUCAGGAGAUUAGUGUACAGAAAACUAAGGGAGCUACUCCAGAAAAUACAAAAUACUCCAGGCUGUGAAUAAUGCUCAGAGAGCACCCAAUCAGAAGCCAGCGCAGAGAAGCAGGCUAAUGGGCUCAAGACAGAGUGAGAAGCAAAGCAACUAAGGCAGAAUAAGUGUUGUGAUUCAUUAACUCUCGAAUCGCUAUCAGGUGAACACACAAUCUCAUAAUCAGAGUGAUGGUUAUGUCGCCCUCUGGUGACCAGCAGGAGGAGGUGCAGCUUGAAUCCUCACAGUGGGAGAUGAGUUGUUCCUGUUGGGGCAGUGGGAAUCCCUCUCCCAGCAUGGAGCAGCUGAUACUUGUGUCUGUUUCUUAAUGUCUUUCUUCAGGUCAUCGCCGGAACGUGCAGCAACAAUGCCACGCUCAGGGUGUGCUCGCAUUGGUCAGCACUCCAAUAGUAAACAGAGAUGAACAUUGAACAUUGGCAUAUCCGCCAUUUCAAAAACCAGCCUCAGUGCCAUUUCACAGGCUUGCCAACUACUGAUUUUGAUGUUGUUAUGCUACACCCUUCCAAUGUUGUGGAGACCCCCCCUACAAAUUAGCAUUAAAAAUUUAGACUUUCUUUGCGCAAAACACAACUUCAUGUAAAUCAAACGGAUCCAGACCCCUCAUUCUCUUGAUCAUUUUGAGGAUUGUGUACCUUUUACACUUUUUACUAUUUUAGAUGAAGAUUAUAGUUCUCCCUCAGAAAAGAGAAGGGAGCUAGCCUGGGGGGAAAAGUGCUAUAUCGAGUUAAUUCAUACAUUUCUCUAACUGUGUGGUCACUAUCUUGUUUGCUGAAUAAAGUAUUUAAGUUGUU